AAAGCAGCUGGCUAAAGGAGAUUUAAACUUUGAUUAGCAAGUCUGCUUAAUUCAAUGGCUUCUUGUGGCUUUCCUGACAUAUUUUCCUGGAUUCAGAGCCUUCCACCAGUCACUCAAUGGCCAACAACUUCCAUGUCCAUAUCCAUAUGUUCCUCAAGUUCAUCCCAACCAUCUCUCAAACUCACCAUUUCUCAAAACCAUCAGACCCAAAAACUCUCUUUUGCAAUAGCUGCAGAUUUCAACCUCCCCAUCUUUCUUUGGACCUCCAAACAAUUCAAGUUCAGCCCCCAAUCCAUCAAGCUAAUAUCUCAAGAAACUGUCUCCAGCCUCUUAGUCAAUUUCAUUGAAGAUGUGCUUCGUUAUGGCUCAAACAAUAACAAUUUCUUGAUCAAAUUUCUCAAACUAGAUUCCAUUGCCAACUUUGGAGAUGUUUUUAACCUUUCAUUUGUCGCUCUCCUCUUCCUUGUUUGCAUAUAUGAAGCACCUGCUGAUCUCCGAUCGGGAUGUCUUAACAGUAUCAAGAAUUACUUGGCAAAUUGUUGGUCAAGACAAGCAUCAGAGUCUCUCAUGAAAGUGUUAGGAUCCAAUUUAGAAGAGGAAUGGAUGAGGUCCUUAAAUCUUGCAAUUACCAAUUGGAUUGUGGAGCUCCAAGCCACCCAGUGCACCCUCGUGAAAACGCCAUCUCCACUUUUCUCUUAUGCAUUUUCAACAUUUGGGUUAUGGAAAGUCCAAUUGUAUUGUCCUCUCAUAGCCAUGGACAUUGCAAGUUCCAGCAGCCCUUCUGUUGAUGAGAGGCUGCAAUUCUCUCUAAAUUACCACCAGCUUGAGGGCGUGCUUCAAUUCAAUUCCAAGGUCAUAGUUCAAGAGAGGUGGAUUGAUGUGAUGCUAAACAUUGAUAACAUAAGGUGUGAUGUGAUCAGUCUUGUGAAUGAGAGACUGAUGAACGAACGAGGAGCCGGUGUAGCUGAAAAGCACUUCCCUUCAAGAAUUUCAUUACAAAUUACUCCAACCGUCCAAACCAAUGUGGUAAGAGUUUCAGUGGGAAAGUCUUCUGAGAACCCUGCAAGAGAGAUUGGCCACGAGAAAGGCAUAGAAGGCUCAUUUGAGCCCCCUAACCCUUACUUGGCACUCAAGGUAUCAGCAGGAGAGACCAUAACAAUGAGCUUGAAGCCAUGGAAAUUCGAGGAAUCGGUGUACGGCUAUAGCGCAAAAUUGAACUGGUUUCUUCAUGAUAGUGUGGAUGGAAGAGAGGUCUUCUCUUCUAAGCCAUCAAAAUUUGCAUUGAUCAACCCUAAGGCAUGGUUCAAAGACAGAUACUCCAGCGCUUAUAGGCCCUUCACAAGGCAAGGAGGGAUCAUUUUUGCUGGUGAUGAAUAUGGAGAGGGUGUGUGGUGGAAGGUGGACAAAGCUGCCAUGGGAAGAACAAUGGAUUGGGAAAUUAGAGGGUGGAUUUGGUUAACUUAUUGGCCUAACAAACAUAAAACAUUUUAUACUGAGACUAGGAGGCUGGAAUUUAGAGAAAUCCUCACCCUCACAAUUGCUUAAUUUCUUUAGGGCCACAGUUACAAUUGUUUAAUCUAGGAAAACCUAAGUGCAAUUUGUCUCCAA
This is a messenger RNA of Prunus avium (sweet cherry), 1608 nucleotides long. RefSeq names its product neuronal PAS domain protein. NCBI's taxonomy places the organism in Eukaryota, Viridiplantae, Streptophyta, Magnoliopsida, Rosales, Rosaceae. The record is from RefSeq and is a predicted model, not a curated record.